AUGGCGUCGCACGCAAGCCGACGAUGUUCGCUUGCCUGCGUGAUGGUAAUUGCGAUAACAGCCCUAUGGACAAGCCCAGCAUUCUGCCCUGGACGGCACGUGUCAACAUCAGCCACGCAAGGACUGGCUCCUGUUUGGGGCUUUGAGCCGUCUGGGCUUUCAAGAAGACCUGGGACAGACUUGUCGCGAUCCGUUGGCCCACUGGGCCUCAGGGCAUCCAAUGACGACAAGGGCUUUGCAGACCUGCAUCGGAUCCUGCGCGUGCAGGCGGUCGGCUCGGGCAGGGGGAGCUUCAUCUUGGAGAUGGGAGGAAUCAAAGUGCUGGUGAAUCCCAACUUGGAAGGCUCUUCCAUCCAGCCUGAGAAUGCGCACGAGGAGUUUGAUUAUGUUUUCCUCUCAUCAGAAGAGCCAGAGUUCUUUCACCGCCCAACAGUCAACAAGAUGAAGCUAACAAAGGUCAAGUUCGUGACCUCACAGAAGGCCGGCCAAGAGCUUACCAAGAUGAUGGUGCGAAACUUGGCAGUGCUUCAAAAUGGCCCCGGCGGACAAUGCUACCUGCAGGGCAAGGACAAGGCCGCUGCAGCGCUUGGCAUCCUAUCCGCGCCCGGUUCUGGUCAGUUCCCAUGGGAAAAGCAGGAGCAGGGUUUCAUCUUUGUCAACUUAGAGACUGGAGCAGCGGUGGCCUAUGAGGCAUUCGGGCAGUUCCUCAGCAAGGGCGCAUCCUCCAACAAGCCCGACAUCCCUGAAGAGGCUUACCAGGUAGAUUUUCUCAUAACGCCCAACUUGGGAGAGGCCGCCGCAGUUUGCGCGGGACUCGCGCAGAAGGGCGCCAAGCUCCGAGGAGUUUUGCGGCUGCCAGGUGAAGGCCCCAUCCAGGAGGAGGACUCCAACCCACUGGCUGCCUUAGAUAAAGCCAUGGGCGGCAUUGAAGAUGAUCCCGAAGAGUUCCGCAGCUUUCUAAAGGAGAAGGGCUCGCCACUCUCCGACAUCAAGCUCCUAAUGGCUGAGGCCAAUGGGGAGCCUGUGGACUUGAAGUUGGACUAG
Symbiodinium pilosum is the source of this 1044-nucleotide messenger RNA. NCBI's taxonomy places the organism in Eukaryota, Dinophyceae, Suessiales, Symbiodiniaceae. The record is from the annotation of a GenBank genome assembly.